AGGUGGAAUGGAAGAAGAAGGAUGGUGUCCUGGCAAACACAGCUGCUCAUGUUAUUAACUUUGACCGCUGGCUUCACUUCGACAGCAUCACCCUGGAGGAUGUUGGCAAAGGCUCCUUACUGGGUGAAGGAGCCCCAGAACGGGAUGUACACUCUGGGUAAAACUGAGACUGGACUGUCAGGCUGACGGCAUCCCGAGGCCCAGCAUCACCUGGAGAAUCAACGGUCAGCUGUUCACAGAAGUGGAUGAAGAGCCUCGGCGCAGUGUAGCAGGCGGGUUGAUGACACUGAGAGACGUGAAUAUCGAAGACAUAGCCGUGUAUCAAUGUGAAGCCACUAAUGUGCACGGCUCCAUCGUCAUCAAUGCCUUCCUUUAUGUCGUUGACCUCACUUGUUUCCCUGACGGGGUCAUCUCUAAGGCUGUUGAUGGCGAUGACAUCAUGCUUCCCUGUGAAUGUUCUGGCUUACCGCCACUUUACAUCAUAUGGAAGCGUCAGGACACGGUUCCUCUGCUGUCAGACCCUCGUGUGUCUUUGGAGCCCAGCGGGACAAUCAAACUGUCCAGUGUCAGCCACAAUGACAGCGGACUGUACACCUGCUCUCGGGAAAACACUAACAUCUCCAUCACUGCUGAGCUGCAAGUCUUCAAUCGAACGGUGAUCCUGACGGGUCCCCAAGACGUUCGCGCCCUCCGAGGUACCAGCGUCCUCCUGGACUGUUGUUUCGUUGUAGAUCCUCGGCUGAGCGGUUACCAGGUGGUCUGGAGGAAAGGCGACCAGAAACUAUCAGACUCUAGUGUUGAUGAAAAGUACACGAUCUUUGACAACAGUACGCUCAGAGUGACGGACCUCCAAUUAAACGACACCGCUGAAUAUUCCUGUGAGGUCAUCACUGAUGUGGACAAGGUUACCGCCCACGCCUCCAUCACCAUCAUCGACCCUGACAGAUUCUCCACAAAAAACUGGCUGAUAAGAACCACCUGCACCAUCGGGCUGUUGGUUCUGAUAGUCUUCAUCAUCACAUGGUGCAAGGACAGCGAAUACAGAGGUUUGAGGACCAGAGGAAACUCAGAGGGCACAAACAUGGAGGACGUCCACUACGAGAACUGUACUCCAGGUUCUACACGUGACGACUCGACCUACCAGAGCCUCCAUCCAGCCGCCAGGGACCAGGACCAGACCUACUCCACACUCACACACCACACAUGAGACUCUCUGGAUUCACACCUGGGUUUUGUUUUUGUACUUGAAGAUUUCAGUUUUUUUACAGACCCUGGAAAUUCACAGCAGCUACACCCAUAAAUGUGCCCAUUUUAAGCCUUAAUACAACUUAAUAGUUAAGUUUUAAAAAUAGAUCACUCCCUGAAUGUUUGUUAUAAAGGAGGAAAUUGCAGAUAGACAAAAACGUCUUGGUCUCUGUCUGUCAGCCUUGUAAAACAUGUUUAUUUCCGGUGUAAAGUUGGACUAAGUCUAUGGUUUGGACUCACUGGAGCCUCAAGUGGGCAUUAGCGGAACUGCAUUUUUUUAUCAUUUUAAUUGAAAGCGCAACAAGACUAAUGAAAACAAGCCAGGCCAGCUCAUUUUUGCAUGCUCGUCACUUCCAUUUACUUCAGUGCUCACUCCACUGUGCUCCCAUGUAUUCAUCAGCUGUCUCUGCUGCUCUGUCUAUGCUCUGCUGAGCUGUGGUUUUGAUCUACUCUGCAGGUUAUGUCCAAGUUACUGUCCUAACUUGCAGGUUUAAACUUAGGUUCAUUGCUAGUGCAUGUUUCUGUGUAUGAAAAGUGCAUUUAGUCCCAGAAGGCCAUAGCCUGAUAAGAUUUUUGCUGCUGUUUGCUUUGCCCUGUUGUUUACACAGUAAUACUUAUGAUAUGCAAUAAAACAACUUCAGGCCUAGCUGUUUUCUUUAUAAAUGCCAUUAAGUGUUAUUGUACAUAUCUUAUUUUCUUUUGUAAUUAAUUGAUUUCUUUUAAUAAACAGGCAGAACUUGUAACUGAA
Messenger RNA from Oreochromis niloticus (Nile tilapia), 1993 nucleotides. RefSeq names its product neural cell adhesion molecule L1. Gene Ontology annotation, molecular function: cell-cell adhesion mediator activity. The coding region runs from base 281 to 1207 and encodes 308 amino acids. Gene Ontology annotation, cellular component: plasma membrane; axon. Gene Ontology annotation, biological process: axon guidance; dendrite self-avoidance; homophilic cell-cell adhesion. Lineage: Eukaryota; Metazoa; Chordata; Actinopteri; Cichliformes; Cichlidae. The transcript is spliced from 10 exons. The record is from RefSeq and is a predicted model, not a curated record.